AUGAAAACGAAAAAAAGCGAGAAUACGUUUUACUGCUUGAGUCCCGAGGAGCUGCUUCAAACUGCUGAAGAAAUACUGCAAGAGGUAAGAACGGGACACGAUGUCGGUUUCNGGGAGGGAAAUUGGUUCUUCACUCUUCCCUAAUCAUCAUCGUGCUGCACUGAUGUCGCCAAUUACAAAGGCUAACUUGAGGACAGACCUUCCUUGAUCUCAGCAGUUUCGUUUAUUGUAGGAUGAAAACGAAAAAAAGCGAGAAUACGUUUUACUGCUUGAGUCCCGAGGAGCUGCUUCAAACUGCUGAAGAAAUACUGCAAGAGGUAAGAACGGGACACGAUGUCGGUUUCGCCUGGUCUUGUGUUAAUACUAACUAUUCUUUUUUCGUAACAUUUACUUUUGGCGUCAGUACCAUGUCUCUUACAAUAAACAGCAUGGAAAUAAGCCGUUCAAUGCUAAGGACAGUAGAAAACAAUCAACAGCCGACAGGGAGUCCCGUGCGAAACUAAGCAAUCUUUCAGCACCACACUCUCAAGGAAUCACUGAAAGGUAAAAGGAAAGAGACGCCGUCUUUUCUUCUGUUUGUUCUUAUUAUUUUUAUAAAGCAAGGCUAUGUUCCUAAGGGACGGACCAUUAGAAUUAACCAAAGGGGGGUGAAAAAUUUUUGGUGCAUGAAUUUUUUUUAAAAGCCCGCUUGUUUGCAGGAAUUUUUUUCUAGAGCACAUAGGAUUCUUUCUUUAGACAAGUUUCCUUUGCAGGAAUUUUGUUUGGGGAGUUGUCACCCCACCUCCGUUUAUUUCCAAUGGUCCGUCCUUAUUUCGAUGUGUCGCUCAAAAUCCUCAAACUGAAACUUUAAUGGCAACGAAGAGAAAAUUCCUCUCAAAAUUCUUUGCGGUAGUGAUGCCAGUAAAAGCAACCCAAGGUAAAGUUGAUAGACUUGUGUAGAUUAAUCUAUUCAGUAAAUUUAAAUUAUGUGCAAAAUUUUCAACUUAAAAUCCAUAUAAAAUUGAAAACUAAUGAACUUAAACUGAACGCAUAACCACCGGGGAGGGGGGAGGGGAGGGGAUGGUAGGCUCCAGGGUCCCUCGACAGUAGGGAUCAUAAGCAACGACGAUGACGACGGCAAUGAAAACAUCGCUAAAAAGAUGAAUUUGCGUUCUUUCAAACUUAAUCGCGUCUAUUUGGACCCGCUCAAUAUGUCAAAUCCAGGCGACUUUUCUUGGAGUUGAAUUCUUAAGGAUUUUAUUCAAGUUCAAAACUGAAGAGGAAGGAAAAUUCGUCGUCGUAUGUCCGCGUCCUCAAUUAAACGUCCAAUUAGGAGGUUUCACGUCGUAGUCGUGCAGUGGACGUUCAAGAAGUGUGCUAAAAAGCGGGAUGCAUGUGCAGAGCUGUUGUUUUGAUUAUUAAACCUAUUGUUUUUUCAAGUUGUCGUCGUCGUCGUCGUAGUUACUUAACCUCUGUUAUGACUUCAGUUGAACAAGACUUCUGUCAGCAAGACUUCAGUUGGGGUCGAAAGCUUUUAUUAGUUUUCACUCUCAUCUGGAUUUUAAGUUUAAAAUUUUGCUACUCAAAACACCAAUCGAAAGAGAACUCGACAAAAUGUUAGAUAAGAAGGGGAAAGAGGUGUUUAUUGGCUUUAAUUUUAAAUGUACUUUAUUGACUGGUCAUGAAAAUAUUGCGAGACCCCGUUAAGACCUUCAUUUGCAACCUCGUUCCCAGGGUUGUCUACGCUACUCGUCCCCUAGACGAGAGAAGACAAGUAGGGGAGAACCCUCAAAAAAGAGAAUGCUUUUUACAGGGAGAAAUGUAGACGAUAAUCUUUACGAAUAAAACCUGAGGAACAUUUCGUUAAUAAAAACCCAGUCACAGCUCAGCGGUAGAACGACUUGAACGGGUUUUUGGGAGGUCAUGGGUUCAGAUACCAUCUUGGACUCUUUGUCCCACGUCACGUGACGUAAUCGAACGUGACUGCGCAUGACCAUACCUCCUCGUAAUGAUUCCAUUUUUGUUUCUUGUUUGCAGAACAAAUAUCGCUUCCUCUGUGGACGAUGAUUUACUGAUUAAGGAGACGUGUACAGAAAAAAGCCUACCAGAUGCUCGCUCAAGUGAUUCGAUUGGUGGUUUAGUUAUUCCCGAAACUGUUGCAACUGUUAAGACACAAUCACGUUGUAAAGAGGACGAUAGCACGGGCUCAAAUGAACCGUCUUUAAUCGUGGCAGAAAAUGGUAGUUGUGAGCAAGAAAAAUACCAGGUCAGGACAUCAAUACUGGAUGACUUUAUCUGA
Messenger RNA from Porites evermanni, 2278 nucleotides. Lineage: Eukaryota; Metazoa; Cnidaria; Anthozoa; Scleractinia; Poritidae. The record is from the annotation of a GenBank genome assembly.